Molecule: messenger RNA, 2085 nt
Organism: Impatiens glandulifera
Lineage: Eukaryota; Viridiplantae; Streptophyta; Magnoliopsida; Ericales; Balsaminaceae
Product: calponin homology domain-containing protein DDB_G0272472
Exons: 12
Coding region: 231-2015 (594 amino acids)
Source: RefSeq, a predicted model, not a curated record
CGUUCUCUUCUCCCUCCGGCAGGUUUUGCGGCAGUUGUCCGCUUCUUUCUUUGCAGUUGCGUCGCUCUCAGGUAAGUUAGCGCAUAUCCUUCAAUCGACAUUAGGGAGGAGGAUCAUCAAAAUUCAUCAGUCGACCACCGGUGUCCGGUUCUAAGAAUCCGGAAUUCGUAGGAUUUAUAAUCGGGAGGAUUCUGGUUCUUAAUUAGAACCGCAGCUUAUCAUCGUAAAAGAUGGGAGAACGUUCCCGAAAGAACAAGAAGAAGAGGCACUACGAAGAUUCAUCUGAUUCAUAUUCAUCAUCCUCUUCAUCUUCUUCUUCAAGUUCCGAGGAAGAAAAUGAAUUAUCUUCCAAGCGGCACAAGCACAGUAGCCGACGGCACCGUGAUGAGAAACGCCAUAGCGAAGGAAGUUCUAGGAGGAGAGAGAAAGAUAAGAGGAGGCAGAGGAGGAAGAAGGAGAAGGAGGAAAGAGAUAGGAAGCGCCGCAGGUCCAGGAGAAAAGAGAAGACUAAAAUUUCGGAUUUGGAAUCUGAUGGAGGAUCUGAAUCCUUAGGCGGCGAUGAUAGCGUUGAACCCGGAGAAAUAGUUCGAGAUAUAUUGAGGGAAUUUCCUAGUGUAGCUGCUGAUUUGGAGCAGCUUUUGAAAAUGAUUGAUGAUGGGCAAGCUGUUGAUAUAAGCGGAUUAGCUGAGAGGUCACUUAUUAAUCAUCUGAAGAAACUCUUCAUGUCACUGAAUCUCAAGGAUAAAGGUGGUUAUGUCUUUUUACUGCCACCUAAUGGUUGUCCUACCUUAGAGAUAGUUGGUAAAGAUAUUCUAUCUGAAAAACCCUUGGAUCAGCAACAGACGAAUCAACCAACAUCAGAGCCAGAAGCUGCAGAGCACAAAGAAAUGGAAAGCAAUGUUGCAAUGCCCACUCAAAUGGAAGAUUCUGCUCCUAAAAGGAGGAUUGGUCCUGAGAUGCCGUCUGCUGAGUUACUAGCUGCUGCAGCCAAGUUGACAGAAGCUGAGGCUGAGCUAAGGGAGGUCGAGUUGGAUGAAGAUUCUCUAGUUUUUAUAGGACCUCCUCCACCUGCCAUGGUUUCUGAAGCUGAAUCAUCAAAUGAAGCAGAGCGUUUCGAAGAGGUCACAAGAAUUGUGGGAGCUGAGGUUGACAGCCCUUAUGAUGUUCUUGGAGUGAACAGAAAGAUGCCAACUGAAAAUGUCAAAAAGAGGUAUUGGAAGCUGUCUUUGAUGGUGCAUCCAGACAAAUGUUCUCAUCCUCAAGCUAAUCAGGCCUUCAUUAAGUUAAAUAAGGCUUUUAAGGAUUUACAAGAUCCAGAAAAGAGGAAAGCCCUGGAUGACAAGAUCAAAGAGAAAGAGGAACAAGAAGAGUUUAAGGCAGAAUUGAGAGCCAUGCGCGAAGCUGCACAAUGGAGACGUCUGCAAGGUAUAUCAAUGGAAGGUGAUGAUGUACUCCUGGAAGACCUUGAUGCGAAACUGCCACCCAAAAGGGAUGAAUGGAUGACAACACUACCCCCUGAAAGAAAACCUGCUGGUGUGCCAACACAAUCAACUACUGCAUUCCAUAGGAAUGGUAAAGAGGCACGAGGCGAUACUAGUGCCUGGACGGAUACCCCAUCGGACAGAGCUCAAAAGGCAAAGCAGAAUUAUUUGGAAGCAUACAAUGAGGCAGCUGCUCUUGCUUCAAAGGAGGAAGUUGUUAAGAAAAACACGAAUAUGGAUGCAGAAUUAGUGGCUGAAUACAACAAAGCGAAAAGAUCAAAAUCAUUAGUAGAAAAGCACAAAGAAGCAUCAGCAGCAGGGGGAAGAAGUAGUGGUGCAAAGAAGAAGAACAAGUCAAUGCAGGAGAAAGAGGGAAAAGAGGUGGCGUGGGAAGGGCAACAUCCAUGGAAACCUUGGGACCGCGAGAAGGACCUGACAGCUGGGCGAAAGAGCAUUAAUCUUGAUCCUCAGAAAAUGAACGAGGGUCUUACUUCUCGCUUUUCCUCCAGCUCAUUUCAGAGAAAUUUCCUCUAGUCUCGUUAACUUGAUUUCUAUUUAUGUAUGUAGAUUCUUAUUUUUUACAAGAUAAUGGUGUUUUUUAAAG